UUCAGUCCGCUGGCGAACGUCGUCUUGAGCGCAGUUUGUCGUUGUCGUUAGUCGCAUAAGCCAACGUCUCAACGUGCGCGUGUGCGUGUGUGUGUUUGUGUUUGUGCUUGAGCUUGAGCUGCGCGUGUGUCGGUUACUGUGCCUGUGUUACUUGGCUGGCCCGUUCCCGUUUGUAAAUUAUUAUACACGUUGAUUUUGUUUUUUUUAGUUUUAUUUUUUUCUGUGCCGGAGCAGCACAAACUGGUUGCUGCCGUAAGAAGCAGAAGCUAGCUGUGAACGUAAGAGCUAGCCGCAGCAGCAGCAGCAAAAACAACAACGAUAAUAAUAGCAAUAGCAAUAGCAACAACAACAAUAGAAGAACCGUAUUUUUUUAGUUGUUCGGAAAAACGUCGCAAAAAGAUUCGUCUAGCGGCAGCAAAAAGGAGCACAAUAACAGUAACAGUAACAGCAGCAGCAGAAGUAGCAGCAACAACUAACAGUAGCAAGCGCGUUAACAGUAGCUGUUGCCAGUAUAUCCACAUAGCUAAUUGAAAAAGAUGCCCUGCUCGGCCGUGACGCUAUCGAUAGCGACAAUCUGUGCGAUUAUCGCCACAGCACUGCUCGCGAUCGCCUUCUCCACGGACAAUUGGCUGCACUAUGAUGUCAGACGCAAUCAGAUACAGACCUUUGCCGCCAAGCAUUCGGAUGCGGAGUCGCUGCUGCAUAACUUGAAUGUGAAAUAUUAUUAUUAUACGAGAACCCGUGGCCUGUUCAGAAUAUGUUAUCCCAAGGAGCGUCCGCCGGUAACGGCAGUGCCCACCUAUUUGUCCCCCAUUGAGACGCACUGCUCGAACAUCGAUUACUUUCCGCAAAUAGAGGAUGAUAAGAUAUCGAAUGAGGAUGCUACGUCCAGGCUGCAUUUGGCCCGCUCCUGCAUUGCGCUGUUCAUCAUUAGCUUUGUGACCAUAUUCUGUGCGUUCUGGACGGGCCUAUCCGGCUGUUGGAAGCGUUCGUCGGGCGCUAUAACGGCCACAUCGAUCCUUUUGCUGGUCACCUGUUUGCUGGCCGCUGGAGCUAUGGGUCUCUGGCAUACGGUCGAGUUCUUCGAGAAGGAGAAAGUCGUGGGCGAGGACUACUUCCAGCAAUGGAAUACGGUGCUGCGCGAUAACACAAAGAUUGCCUACGAUUGGUCCUACAUUGUGGCCUGGACAGGCAUUGGCACCUGCCUACUGGCUGCCAUUCUGCUGUCCGGCGCCGCCAUCUGUCUGCGCAACGAGCGCGAGAAGGAGGAGCAGCUUAACCUGCAGUAUCUGAUGCCAGUUUACUCGCAGAAGCAGCCACCCUAUCCGCCCUACGCCAAUUACGCCCAGCCGCAGAUCUAUCCGGGUCCCUACUACCAUGGCUCCCAAUACGGACCCUACAAUUAUUAAAUUGGCAAACGAAAUGCACAACGAAUAUGCGAAUGAAAGCAGAAACAAAAACAACAUGCAAAAAAAAAAACAAAAGCUUGAAAACUUAAAUAAAACAUUUGAAACGUUUUGGGAUCACAAAAAGAGAAGAGACCGGAGCUAGAGAAAUUUUGGUUCGAAUUGGAAUGGCGGAAAAUGCUCUGAUCUUUUUUUUGCUAUCGAAAGCUA
Messenger RNA from Drosophila hydei, 1616 nucleotides. RefSeq lists its product as uncharacterized. NCBI's taxonomy places the organism in Eukaryota, Metazoa, Arthropoda, Insecta, Diptera, Drosophilidae. The coding region runs from base 537 to 1409 and encodes 290 amino acids. Gene Ontology annotation, cellular component: membrane. The record is from RefSeq and is a predicted model, not a curated record. The transcript is spliced from 5 exons.